AUGGAAAAAGAAAUCAAAGACGAACUCACUGUAUCUACAAAGCCGAAUGGUGAUGUGUUGAAAGCUAUGAAGGAUUACGCAGAAAUCAAACAAACUAACAUAGAACCAGUAGGCGAUACAAUCGCAAGAGUCAAUAGAGAGAGUAGAGUCGACAUGGCGCUGUUCCAAGGAGACAUUAUUUUAACGAAAGAGCAAGCCGACGAGAUCAUUGAAGACAUCAAAGAGAACAAAGGUGGUCGCGUCAAACGGCAAGCGUUUCGUGACGAAAAGUAUCCUAAAUAUUUGUGGUCCAAUGGAGUCAAUUUCGCAUUUUACAAUGCAACUAGUGUGGCGAAGAGAGUGUUUAAAAGAGCAGCCGCAAUGUGGUCCUGGGAUACUUGCAUCAACUUCGGAGAGACCGAUAGGGGUAAGCAUGAUAGGUAG
Molecule: messenger RNA, 423 nt
Organism: Angiostrongylus costaricensis
Lineage: Eukaryota; Metazoa; Nematoda; Chromadorea; Rhabditida; Metastrongylidae
Source: the annotation of a GenBank genome assembly